Molecule: messenger RNA, 1189 nt
Organism: Lepus europaeus (European hare)
Lineage: Eukaryota; Metazoa; Chordata; Mammalia; Lagomorpha; Leporidae
Product: phosphorylated adapter RNA export protein-like
Biological process (GO): snRNA export from nucleus
Cellular component (GO): nucleus
Source: RefSeq, a predicted model, not a curated record
AUGGCGCUGGACGCGGGCGACAUGGAAGAUGGGCAGCUCUCCCACUCAGACUCCGACAUGAUGGUCGCACCCAGCGACAGGCCUCUGCCAGUGCCAAAAGUUCUAGUAGGGGGCAGUGCCGUGAGGGGCUUCCAGAGUACCACAGCAGCAUGUGUACCCGCGUCACAUUACCGGACUGUUAAAAGUGUGGAUUCAAGUGAAGAGAGCUUUUCUGAUUCAGAUAAUGAGAGCUCUCUUUGGAAACGCAAGCGACAGAAGUGUUUGAACCUGCCUCCCAAGCCAGAGCCCUUCCAGUUUGACCAGAGUAGUCAGAAGCCCCCCGCUGCCGGAGGAAAGAAGGUUCACAACAUCUGGGGCGCCAUGCUGCAGGAGCAGAACCAGGACGCCGUGGCCACUGAACUGGGGAUCCUGGGAAUGGAGGGCACGAUUGACAGGAGCAGGCAAUCGGAGACCUACAAUUACCUGCUUGCUAAGAAACUCAGGAGGGAAUCUCAAGAGCACUCAAAAGAUUUAGACAAAGAGCUAGACGACUACAUGCAUGGUGGCAAAAUGGUAGGAUCAAAGGAAGAGGAAUAUGGGCAAGGUCAUCUCAAACGGAAACGGCCUGUCAAAGACAGAGUAGGAACCAGACUAGAAAUGAACUAUAAAGGCCGAAACGAGAUCCCAGAGGAAGAUUCUCAGGAGAAGGUGGCCAGUGAAAUUGCUUACAGGUUACAUGAACCAGAGAAAGAUCUGAUAGCCCGAGUAGUGAGGAUAAUGGGAAACAAAAAGGCGAUUGAACUGCUGAUGGAAACUGCUGAAGUUGAACAAAAUGGUGGCCUUUUUAUAGUGAAUGGGAGUCGAAGAAGGACACCAGGUGGAGUUUUUCUGAACCUCCUGAAAAAUACUCCGAGUAUCAGUGAGGAGCAAAUUAAGGACAUUUUCUACAUUGAAAAUCAAAAGGAAUAUGAAAAUAAAAAAGCUGCUAGGAAAAGCAGAAUGCAGAUACUGGGGAAGAAGAUGAAACAGGCCAUCAAAAGUCUGAAUUUCCAGGAGGAAGAUGAUACAUCACGGGACUUUGCAAGUGACACAAAUGAGGCCCUGGCCUCCCUUGACGAGUCCCAGGAAGGACACGGAGAAGCCAAGCUGGACGCAAAGGAAGCCAUCGAGGUUGACCACUCUCAUGACCUGGACAUCUUUUAAGUACAUU